Molecule: messenger RNA, 1077 nt
Organism: Lolium rigidum
Lineage: Eukaryota; Viridiplantae; Streptophyta; Magnoliopsida; Poales; Poaceae
Exons: 6
Coding region: 16-840 (274 amino acids)
Source: RefSeq, a predicted model, not a curated record
UCGAUCGAGGCGGCGAUGGCGCUCAGGGUGGCUGCGGCGGCGCACAAGAUCCCCCUGGAGGUCGCCCACACCCUCGUGGAGAUCGCCGAGGUCGCGCGCUACGCCUACGAGCACCGCGCCGGCCACAGCCCGGCCCACGACGACGGCGCCGCGACCCCGCCACCUGCGGUGUCCGCUGACGAGGCGGAGGCCGCGCGGUUGCGGACGGAGAACGCCAUCCUCCGCGCCCGCCUCGCCGACGACCUCGUGCUCCUUCGCGAGCUGCAGGGCGCGCCCUUUGUCUCCCAGGAGUGCCCUCCCGACUUGCAUAAUCGUCUUGUAGCGACAGUCAACAACGCUAGCUUCCUUGCUCAUCUUGAGAAAGUACGAGACGAGCCAAUGCAUCCACAUACGGCACUAUCUGGCGGUAUGACAGAAGUGGAAGUUGGAGAUACUACAGACACUAGAGGUGAAGGGAAGAAUGGGUCAUGGGUCUUGGUUUCCUGUGACACUGCUGGGGGGAAUAUGGAGGAAAUUAGUGGAAUUGAUAACGAAAAUUAUGUAAUGGUUAAUGAAGAUGACAUUGUCGAUGCUCUUGCUACCUUUGUUGCUAGGUGCAUUCUCGAAGAUCCAAAGUCCAAGAAAUUAUCACCGAAGGAGCUGCAAAAGGCUGUUGCAACGGCGUUGAGCUCCAUGACAGACCGAAAGAAAUGGAUAAGUUUCUGGGAGGCUGGAAAGGUGAUCUACAUAUUGGCAACUUGGGGGAUCACAAUAGCAGGGCUGUACAGGAGUCGUGCUGUCCUGAAAAUGGCAGCGAAAGGAGCUGUCGUGUCCACCAAAUUUAUCAUGAAGGCAAUGUGAGAUGCCAAUGAAUAGUGGCAUGAUGAACACGAGCAACAACCAGCAAGCUGUAAAUACAAACUCGUCGUGUUAACUGUACAUAUGUGAUAUGGUUUAUGUGUCAGCUCAGUUGUGCUGUAAGGCUGUAAAGUUCGAAGUGAUAACUAUUUCUCUCAUCGUGUAUGAAUAACGGGGCAUAUGUCUGCUUGACAUGUUUCAAUUGAUAUAGGAGCUCAGCUCCCGUGUGUUUGCAGUGCA